Molecule: messenger RNA, 2404 nt
Organism: Helicoverpa armigera (cotton bollworm)
Lineage: Eukaryota; Metazoa; Arthropoda; Insecta; Lepidoptera; Noctuidae
Exons: 5
Coding region: 362-1681 (439 amino acids)
Source: RefSeq, a predicted model, not a curated record
UGCGGAACUCCCUACCAAAAAUUAUAGAUAUCGCGAUUAUUUUCGUAAAAUAAAUAUUUUUUUAUCGAUUUGAUGUUAUGUAAUAGUGUAUGUUGUAAAUAAGAGUUUUUUUUAGUUCUUUUUUGCAUAAUCUUGUGUGGUUUUCCCAAACAAUUUUUUGUUAUUUUUUUAAGUGUUUUAAAAAGAGUUUUUAAUUAAAGAUAAUUUGUUUGAUGUGUAUCAGUGAUAAGUGGUCGGUUCAUGAUAUAAUUUUGGAAGGAAAUUACUUGUCAAGGAAUGCAGUAUCGUAGGAGUCUAGCACCUCAGCUUCCAUGAUCGACAGCAGCCUCAUCACGACUUGCAGACACUAUGUGAACACAACAUGUUGCUCAAGCUGUGCAAAUCAUGCCAGUACUGUCUGGAGACGAUGUACUGGAACUGCUGCGAGGAGCGGUUCUGUUUCGACAAGAAGAUCGCCACAUACAAACUAGAAGAAGAUGCAGCUCAUACGAAUGGCUACAUCAACAGUGGAGCCAGCUUAGACAGCGUGGUUACCGAGCAACCCGUCAACAACAACCAUCUGCCUCCACGAGCUAUAGUUGGGAGAGAGGUCAAUGAGGUGCCGCUGCAUGCUGAUAAGCUUUAUGAGGUGUUCUCUAAAUCUCUAAUAUUUAGAGAUGAUCACGAACUCAAAGCGAAGACAGAAAGCACCAACUCUCUCGAUGAACUGGAGACCAAAUCCGAACCUGACUACUUAUCCGACAGACCGAACAGAACCAAAGUUUACUUCGAAGACGAAAUCAAUUCACCCGUCACUGACUUCGAAAUCAUGUUCAAGGAUGAACUGCUUGCUAACCACGACAUGUUCAAGAUUGACGAAGAAGAAGAGAGUGACAGACAAAGCCAGGACACAGAGGAAGGCCUCACUAUGAACGUAGCUGUUAAGAAACAAGAUGUUAUUAAACCAAGUACUAUAACAAUCAAAGAUGAAACCAAAAUAACCACACUAAGUCCUAUAUACCAGUAUGACCCGAUAUCUUCAAUGGCUUUACCUUCAGCAUUCUCUUUACCAAGAGUAGAAAGUGUAAAAGGAAUUUUGAGGAUGAGAGGUGAUAAUGAAUUCCCGAGGAGUAACAGUGCCAAGACUUUGGAAAGAGUCGACAGUAGCGGUAAAUUAUCGAAGCCAAUGUUAAGCAGAGUCGAAAGUUUGAAAAACAUAGAUCCUACCAAAUUAAACAGAGUCCUAUCAAGGGUUCCACAUAGAAGUGCAUCGUUCUUGAAUAUUCCUGAGCAUUUAGCUCCGGAGAAACCUCCGUUAGUCAAAAGCAAAUCAAUGGUAGGAGUGAUGUCAGCUGUAGAAGAAUUAAAACUGUCACAGUUACCUGACACUCCAAUUAUCAAGAGUAAUAACUUACCAAGGUUCUUCGCUGACUGUCCAUCGUUGCCCGAAUAUAAGGGAGAAACAAGUUUGCAGAGUAUUAAACAACAAUCAGCGAUGAUGUACCAAGAAGACUUUAGUAUGCCGAGGUAUUAUGGAACCGUGUCAAAGUCGACAGAACAGUUGCCGGUACACGAGAGCAAGUCAAUGCCAGAUUUGAGGAACCCAGCGAGCAAUUCUGGAAAGGUGAGCAAGAGACUGGUGAAGCUGAGAAGUAGGUUAAAGCCAUUGGUUAUCAAGAAGAAUUCCAAUGAGAGAUUGUAAAUGUAUCUUUGAAAAGUGCCUUUUGUAAGAUUGUUCAUAGUAUUUUAGUAUAAAUAAUCGAAGAUGUAAAAAAUGAAAUUGAUGUAAAUGGAAGAAUAAAUUUUGAUGCAGACGUUUUGGACCUUUAAGCAGGUUCUAAAGAAGGUUCCAUAUUCGUAGUUGUAACGAUUGAAGAGGCUUUUGAGUCUGUUUUUUUUUUCAAUUUUAUUGACUUUGAAGUAAUAAAUGACGUAAUAAAUUGACUUAAAAUUAUUAUUAUAAGAAGAACAAAAUGAUGUUUGUUGUUAGUAUUUUGCUCAAGGUUGAUCACAAUUUUAUUGCAGUUUUAAUAACUGAGAACAAAUGAUUUCAUUACUAGUGCUGAAGUAUGUUUUGUGAUGUACUUGGUAUUUCUUCUUUAAAGAAAACUUAUUUAUCUAUCUUUGUCUUACCUUUAUCUUUUCUUUUACCAGUGACUCGUAUUUUUCUUUUCUGGUUUAACUUAAGUUCCAACUAAGCAAAUUACCAAAAUAACUUAGUAGUUGUUGCUCAGAACAAUUUGUGAUUUAAAAUAAUAUGUUUUUAGAUGUAAGAAAUAGUAUGAUCCUACCUAAAUUAUUGUAAGUACUUAAUGUUAUUGUCUAGUCAUUUCAUCACAUUAUUAUGGCGAAACGCCUUUUUAAGUUGUAACUGUCACCCAGUGAAAAUGGCUGAAAAGAUUUCCAAUGCAAAUGUCAAGAUUUU